Drosophila obscura is the source of this 651-nucleotide messenger RNA. RefSeq names its product protein PET117 homolog, mitochondrial. Gene Ontology annotation, biological process: mitochondrial respiratory chain complex IV assembly. The coding region runs from base 226 to 579 and encodes 117 amino acids. The record is from RefSeq and is a predicted model, not a curated record. The transcript has 3 exons. Lineage: Eukaryota; Metazoa; Arthropoda; Insecta; Diptera; Drosophilidae. Gene Ontology annotation, cellular component: mitochondrion.
AAACAAACCAGGCUACAUUGGACAAGAAACGUAAUUUACAACCGUCGAAGUGGUUGUCAACAUGUCGGUGGCGUCCAGGGUUUUUCCAACGAUAGCAACACAGCAAUUUGAAUAUCUAUAUAUCGAUAUCCAUACGUUUGUCGAUAGCAAUAUAUAGUCAGGCUGGCUGAAAACGAAAUUAAAAGUAUUGGCCUUAGAAUCAAAUAAUUUGACACCAAACUCAACAUGUCGGUGGCGUCCAGGGUGACACUGGGCUUGGCGGUGACAAUUUCCAGCGCCAUCAUAGGCUAUGUACAUUAUAAACAAUCCGAAGACCGCCUCAAACUGCACGAGGGUGUUAUACGCGACGUGGAGCAGCAGCAGAGGCGGAAACACGAAAACACCUAUUCGCUGCAGCAACAAAUUGACAUGACAAAGCAACUGAAGAAGCAACUGGAGGCCUCUUCGCCGGCACAGUCUCAGUCGCAAGCACAGCCGGUGCAGGUGGAUGUCGCACAGCAGCAACAGCCCAAGAGUCCUGCAACAAAUCUAGAGGCCAAUAAGGAGGCGCCACCAAGCCAGCGCACAGAUGCAGUUUAAACUUUUCAUUUAUGUAGUCCACAAAAUUGUUCAGCGACUAAGUACAAACAGUAAGAGAGAAUCGGACCAACA